GGUGUUUUUUUUUGGUGUUGUUCCCCGAAAGGACGUAACUCCGGGGGACGGCGUCGGGUCCUCGCAGGAGGAGACACAAGCCGACAUCAUCAUCAUCAUCAUCAUCAUCAGCCCGAGACGAGGUCAUCGCAGAGUCCCACGGUUCCCAUGAUCCCAAUUGAAAGCUUUCAAAACAACCUACGUCAGUCAUCUCUUCAUCCAGCACUAAUGGCUUUCUGAGGUUGUGAGCAGGGGAAAGACUGAGGGUAGACCACCUGUAAGAGUCCAUCCAAGAAAGCAACUGGGAUCACAUGGGUGCCAUGGGCCGACGGGUCAACUGAUACCUGCUCAUACUGGCUUUGUUUGGAAGUUGACAAUGGUGUUGUUUCUGAUUGGGAUCUCUAUUGCUGUGACUAAUUCAUCUCAUGGGAACCAAACUUCAGGGAACCCCACCCAUCAGGGGGCUCAUGUGCUGCCCUCAACACUGGUCAUAUCCCUGCUUCUUAUCAUCAUCGUCUUGCUGACAAUCUACUGUCUGAGGUUCAAGAACCACAGGAAAGCUCUGGUUACCUCGGUGGAUAAAAAGAUUCCCAAUGGCUUCUUGGAGGAACAAGGAGAGCAGACAGUGGUCCUCCUUCCCCGAUCUCCCUCGCCGUCCAAGAGGUACUUCCCCAUCCCUCUGGACUCGCUGGAGGAGGAGUACCGGAUACGCUCCGCCGAUGACGGCAAGCUCUUCAGAGAGGAGUUCAAUUCGCUGCCGUGUUACUACCACCACGGGUCCUUUGAGGAGGCCAGCAGAGAGCACAACCGAGAGAAGAACAGAUACCCAAACAUUUUACCAUAUGAUCAUUCAAGAGUGUUGUUAAAUCACCUUGAUGGACAUCCGUGUUCAGACUACAUAAAUGCAUCUUACAUCGAUGGUUUUAAGGAGAAGAAUAAAUUCAUCGCAGCUCAAGGCCCAAAGCUUGAAACAGUGGCUGACUACUGGCGGAUGAUUUGGGAACAGAAAACAGCGACUAUAGUGAUGCUGACAAAUCUGAAGGAAAGGAAAGAGGACAAAUGUUACCAGUAUUGGCCAGAAAAAGGCUGCUGGAUGUACGGAAACGUGCGGGUGGCGAUGGAGGACUUCACCGUACUAGUGGACUACACCAUCAGAAAAUUUUGUGUUCAAUAUCAGGGCAGCGAUGGCCUCCGGGCUCCGCGGCUGGUCACCCAGCUCCACUUCACCAGCUGGCCGGACUUCGGGGUGCCGUUCUCACCCAUCGGCAUGCUGAAAUUCCUCAAGAAGGUCAAAACUGUCAAUCCGUCCUACGCUGGACCCAUCGUUGUGCACUGCAGUGCCGGCGUGGGGAGGACGGGGACGUUUAUUGUCAUAGACAGCAUGAUCGACAUGAUGCACAUGGAACAGAGGGUGGAUGUCUUUGGCUCUGUGAGCAGAAUGCGGGAGCAGCGCUGUCAGCUCAUCCAGACAGAUAUGCAGUACUCCUUCAUCUACCAGGCUCUGUUGGAGUACUAUCUGUAUGGAGACACGGAGCUGGAUGUGUGCUCUCUGGAGGGACAUCUGCAGAGGCUUCACAACACCAGAGCUCCCCACGACAGGCUGGGCCUGGAAGAGGAGUUCAGGAAGCUGACCAACGUCCGCAUAAUGAAGGAGAACAUGAGAACUGGGAACCUCCCUGCCAACAUGAAGAAGAACCGCGUGCUUCAGAUCAUCCCGUAUGAUUUCAACCGAGUAAUGCUCUCAGUGAGACGAGGACACGAGUUCACCGACUACGUCAAUGCCUCCUUUAUUGAUGGCUACAGGCAGAAGGACUAUUUUAUCGCAACCCAGGGCCCACUGUCUCACACAGUGGAGGACUUCUGGAGGAUGGUGUGGGAGUGGAGGUGUCAUUCAAUCGUUAUGCUCACCGAACUCAAAGAGAGGGAGCAGGAAAAGUGCUUCCAGUAUUGGCCAUCAGAGGGCAGUGUAACAUUUGGAGAUUAUUCUGUGGCGCUGACUGGAGAUACUCAGUGUGAAACCUUCACUCUCAAAGACAUGGUGCUCACCUAUGGACCAGAAAAGCAGUCACAACAUGUCCGACACUUCCACUUCCACGGAUGGCCUGAGAUUGGAAUACCAGCCGAGGGAAGAGGGAUGAUUGACAUUAUUGCCGCCGUGCAGAGGCAGCAGCAGCAGUCUGGAAACCGUCCCAUAAUUGUGCACUGCAGCGCUGGCGCGGGUCGGACCGGUACCUUUGUUGCCCUCAGUAACAUUCUAGAGAGGGUGAAAGCUGAAGGCCUCCUGGACGUUUUUCAGACUGUCAAGAGUUUACGCAUGCAGAGGCCACACAUGGUUCAGACUGUGGAGCAAUACGACUUCUGCUACAGAGUGGUUCAGGAUUUUGUUGACAUUUUCUCAGACUAUGCCAAUUUUAAAUAACACCCGUCGGAUGCUGUUCUGUAUUCCUCCGUCAAAUGUGUUCCUUUUUUUCUGAAUGUCGUUUUCUAAAGCAAGCUCUUUUUACAUUUUGCACUUGAUUACAGAUCAAAACAAACUUGUUGUAACAUUGUGUAAUAUAAUUGAAAACAUGUGUGCUGCAGGAGAGUAUUUCUCUUUUAGGAUCGCAUAAUCUUCAAGUAUCCCAUAUGUCAUAUAUAGAAACUAUAGUGGUUUAUUAAUGAGUGUGUUGGGUUCUUUAUAGGUCAACAACUUUCAUAUGUUGCAACAUUAUGAGGUAGAAUAAAGGAAUUAUUCAGAUAUAAGUAAUAAAUAACGUGUCUAGAAAUAUAUAAUAUGUAUUGCUCACUACCUGAAAUACAUCACUAACGUGUCGUAGACUUCAUGCGUUCUUUAUUUCUGCUUUAUUUUCUUACUGACCACAAUGACUACUUGUGUAUUUUGUGUUGGACUCUAAAUAUGUUUAAAGCAAUAUAAGGAGAACGUAUUGUGGCUAGAAGAAGUGCUGCUCUUGCUGAAACGACAUGUCCCGUCUGACAUGUGACGUCUAAAUAGUAUUUGUGAUCUACUUUCAACUCAAACGAAAAAUCCAAACUCAAGAUACAUUUUAAUCUGUUAUGUGCUGGAAGAAUAUCUCACUUCAGCCAGUGAAUAACUGAACAGCUGCUGCGUGUUGCAAUUUUAUUCAACUUCAUCAACUUUCUUGUGUUGCCUGUGGCAAUAUUACUUAGUGGUUUGACUACUGACGCUGCAAAAUGCAAUUAGCCCACAUUGGAAAAGGCAGAAAAGUCUGUCUUACUACAGCUGAACGUGUCAUUGUUUUAGGUGUUUUACAGCGAUGCAUCAUCUCCAUCCAUUUUUAUUCACAUUAGCAAACAGACUUACAUGUGCAUGUUUGCAUAAAGCAGUGCCAUAUUGAUUAGAAAGACACUUCUAAUCAUUAAAAGAACUUGUCACCAAGUGACACAAUACAGACAAGCCAGAUGUUUGUGUUUAAUUUAAUAUCAUAGAGACAUUUUUAAAAGUCCAUUGUUUUUGAAUGGUGGUAUCCUCAAUGGCUCAUCAAUUAAUUGCUCUUUUCAGAAUAGUAUAAGGUAUUACGAUAACAAAUGUAGGUUAAUAUUAGUUUUUACAAAUAAAUGUGAUAAAUUAAGAAUAGAAACCCUGCAUAAAUUUGAGUUUGAAUAAAACACUUGAUUAGAGAGUUGAACGUUGUAUAAAACGCACUGAUAUUAAGAACCAGUGCUCAGCCAAAAUGUGAUAGAUGCAUGCACAGGCCUUUUGGCGUUUUGAUAGUGAUAUUUAAACACGGAAACCCCAACACAAAAUCAAAUGCCUCUAUUUUCGCCAGGCUUCUGCUCACUUCUUUGUUGAUCAGUGAACUCGGAAGUGUUGAUUUGGGGGAAAAACUUUCUACUGAGUUUGUACUUCCAUUAAAUAGUAAAAUGGGUUUAUACUUGACACAUUGUACACUGUACAUAUAUUCUUGUUGUGGUCAUGUAUCAUCUCCAAUGUGUCGGUUUAAUGUAUUGCCAUGCUGAGAGAAGAAGAAUUAAGGGCAAUGACAGUGAGGCCUUCCAGCUGAUGUAACGUAAAUGCACAAACAUCUUGUUUCAAUGAUGUUUCUGCCUUUUUGAAUCUGGAUGGAUGGAUUUUGACUAUUUGUUUUGCUAAGAGCUGAUUCAAAUAAAUUAUAGAUGGAGAAAAAUGA
Gasterosteus aculeatus aculeatus (three-spined stickleback) is the source of this 4127-nucleotide messenger RNA. RefSeq names its product receptor-type tyrosine-protein phosphatase epsilon. Gene Ontology annotation, molecular function: protein tyrosine phosphatase activity. The record is from RefSeq and is a predicted model, not a curated record. Gene Ontology annotation, biological process: protein dephosphorylation. Lineage: Eukaryota; Metazoa; Chordata; Actinopteri; Perciformes; Gasterosteidae.